UAGCUAAUUCGUCGAAUCUUUUGUUUUUAGAAACAAAUAAGACGAUGAAUGCUACUGCUCUACUGGACGGUCUGGACGGGAGAAGCUGGCAUUCUGUCUGCUUUACUCCACCGAAGCCUGAAGACUGCUAGGGUUUCUCGCUUCCUGCUGUGUGCCUUGGCCAUGGCGAAGCCAAGCCGAGGUCGUCCCUCUCCACCGUCUGGCUCACUUUCGGGCUCGUCCUCUCGCUCGCGCUCUCGAUCUCGUUCUCGUUCCUACUCUGGCUCCGACUCCCGCUCCUCCUCUCGCUCCCGAUCCCGCUCUCGCUCGCUCUCGCGUUCCCGCUCCCGCUCCAAAUCUUUCUCCUCGUCUUCCUCUCCUUCUCAUAGCGCCAGCUCUCGCAGCCGCAGCCCUCCAAAAAAAAGUCCUAUUGCAGCUGGCAAGCGAGGUCGCUCUCCACCACCACAAACUAAAAGAACUACGCCACCCCCAAGGAAAGUUUCACCAGUUGCUGAAUCUCUUACUCUUUGUGUCGAGCAGCUCACCAGGAAUGUGAAUGAAGGCCACCUAAGAGAAAUAUUUAGUAAUUUUGGUGAAGUUGUGAACGUAAUGUUGGCAAUGGAUCGGACAGUUAAUCUUCCAAGAGGAUAUGGAUAUGUUGAGUUCAAAACUAGAGUUGAUGCAGAAAAGGCUCUGUUAUACAUGGAUGGUGCACAAAUUGAUGGGAAUGUCAUUAAAGCUAAGUUCACAUUGGCUCCAAGGCAGAAGGCUUCAUCACCCACAAAGGUUGCAACUGUUCCAAAGAGAGAUGCUCCCAAGAAUGAUGAAGUUGAAAAGGAUGGACCAAAGCGGCAGAGAGAAUCUUCUCCCCGUCAGAAGGCCCUUUCUCCACCACCACGAAGAAGAUCCCCUGUAGGACAGCGAAGAGGUGGAUCUCCUAGACGACAUCUAGAUUCUCCUCCACGCAGGCGUGCAGAAUCUCCUGUUCGUCGACGAGUAGAUUCUCCUUAUCGACGUGGUGACACACCUCCCAGAAGGAGGCCUGCAUCACCAGCAAGGGGUCGUUCUCCUUCCCCACCAAGACGUCGCCGGUCACCCGCAAGGGUCUCCCCUCGAAGGAUUCGCGGUAGUCCUGUACGUAGACGUUCUCCCCUUCCUCCAAGGCGUCGUUCUCCUCCAAGACGAGCUCGCACUCCGCCUAGGAGGUCCCCAGUUAGCCGUAGACGAAGCCGCUCUCCUGUUCGUAGGCCUGCUCGAUCACGUUCAAGAUCAGCAUCUCCACGGAGAGGUCGAGCACCAGCAGUAAGACGUGGGAGAUCAUCGUCCUAUUCUGAAUCGCCUAGUCCGCGGCGGGUAGUCAGAAAGGUGUCAAGAAGUCGAAGUCCUAGGAGUGUCUUGUAGGCGAUUUAAGCAGUUCUUGGCUGGGCCUAAGUGCAUUCACUCGAUAGUUAAGAUUAUUUUGUACUUAAAUGUUUAAUAUAAAUAAAUAAACUGUGAACUACAUAUUCAUAGAAUAAAGAAUGAUAAGUGUUCAUCUCUGUUGAACUGUACAAAUACCAGGCUGUAUUGUUGUUAUAGGUUGCUUUGUGUCUUUUUAGUAUGUCCUUGUUGAAGGUGGUAUUUUGUAGGCCUUUAAGAGGAAGAAGCAGUAGCAACAGCAGCAGCAGCAGUUCUCCUCCUCGCAAACCAUAAGCAAUCCGUGAUUUGUGACAUUUGGUUCUCUUGUGAAAUUGAUAUAUUGGAAGCUUAUGAAGGAUGGUGUUUAUGAUACAUGUGACUAAUGUAAUGACGUAGUUUUUAAUUUUUUCCAUCAGAAUGUAGCAAGGGUGUGAUGUGACUGGACCGCACAUUGCGCUAUAUCUUGGGUUUUCUAGUCCUUAGGAUUUGUCAGAAAUUUCAGAAUAUUUGGUUAAUCUUGAAUUUGUAGCCAGCAUUUUCAACUUGUGAUUUGCGUUAAUUUGUUUCGAUGUAAUUCACUACUAGAAAGAGAAAUAUUUAUGCCUUCUUUCGUUA
Molecule: messenger RNA, 1992 nt
Organism: Malania oleifera
Lineage: Eukaryota; Viridiplantae; Streptophyta; Magnoliopsida; Santalales; Ximeniaceae
Product: serine/arginine-rich splicing factor SR45-like
Exons: 12
Coding region: 49-1380 (443 amino acids)
Biological process (GO): mRNA splicing, via spliceosome
Cellular component (GO): cytoplasm; ASAP complex; nucleoplasm
Molecular function (GO): RNA binding
Source: RefSeq, a predicted model, not a curated record